UAUAGAGCACUCCCACCAUGUCCUACUUUCAAGACAAAGCCUUUCCUCCAUUUGCUACAGUGCUUUAUUUGGAGUAAAGCAUUCUAGCUACGUGAGUCAGCUAUGGAGUUCGGUUGGCCAGUUCUUCAGCGAGGAAGAACAGUGCAAACAAGCUUCUUUAAUUUUGAUCACUCCAAUGGAUUUCCAUGCACAAAGCCAGCUGCUGGGGUUGUGGAUGUCCAUUCUGUAGGCGCAUGGAGAUCCUAUUUCGAGGCCAACAAGCAAAACAACAAAUUGCUGGUGAUUGAAUUCACGGCGACAUGGUGUGGACCUUGCCGACACAUGGAACAGACCAUCAAGGACUUUGCUGCCAAGUACACAGACGUUGUGUUCAUCAGGAUUGACGUUGAUGAAUUGCAGCAUGUGGCUCAGCAAUUCAAUGUGACUACCAUGCCAGCAUUUUCACUCUUGAAGAAAGGGAAGAUAGUUGACGAGGUAGCAGGGGUCAAGAAGAGUGAGCUUCAGAACAAGAUUGAGAAGCAUGGGAUGAUAUGAUUGCCACGAUACUUAACUAUUAAUGCCAUGCCCAUGGCGAAUCCCUGCUGGAAUGUAUAUUCCAGCAGAAGAGAAGAAUAAAACAAGGCCUCAAAAGCAAUUUGCUGAGGCAAAAAUAAGGCCAUCCUUUUUUCUUUUCUUCUUCUUGAUUGCUAUUAUUUAAUAUAUGUAUUGUAAUGCCAAGUUAAUUUUUAUUUAAGAAAACUCAUUUUCUCUC
Molecule: messenger RNA, 751 nt
Organism: Populus trichocarpa (black cottonwood)
Lineage: Eukaryota; Viridiplantae; Streptophyta; Magnoliopsida; Malpighiales; Salicaceae
Product: thioredoxin H-type 2
Exons: 3
Coding region: 103-534 (143 amino acids)
Source: RefSeq, a predicted model, not a curated record